Molecule: messenger RNA, 1266 nt
Organism: Williopsis jadinii
Lineage: Eukaryota; Fungi; Ascomycota; Saccharomycetes; Phaffomycetales; Wickerhamomycetaceae
Exons: 1
Coding region: 1-1266 (421 amino acids)
Source: RefSeq, a predicted model, not a curated record
AUGAGAUUCUCACUUGUUGCCCUUGCUUCCACUUUGGCAGUUGCCAAUGCUAUUCCAUUCGAUAUCGUCAACCUUCUCUACAAGCGUGAGGACAGUUCCGACUCUGCCCUUUCCUGGUUGAGUUCUCUUUUGAAUACCACCAACUCUACAAACUCAUCCAUCGCAUCAAACUCCACCAACACCACCUCUUCUGAGGAAGAGUCCGACUUGACCACUAUCAAGAUCUUCUCAUUCUCCAGCAACUUCACCGAGAUUUAUGGUUCUGUCAACGCUACUGCUGAGGCUUCUAAUGCCACUUACUCAAACUCCUCAACCAUCUCCAUCGAGGCUACUGUUGAUGACAUUUUGUCAAUCUUGAACAUUGCAGGUAACUCCUCCAGUGUUGAAUUCGUUGCUUCUGCCCUGGGUAACAAUUCAUUGAGCGCUCUGUUGAAUGCCACUGAUCUCUCCAGCUAUGUUUCUUUGGAUUACGAGGAAUUGGCUACUUCUUUCAACGACUCUACCUUGCCAUUGUUGUACCAAGCCCUUGAGGAUGACUCUGAGGAUUACGAUGCCUUCGUUAUCCUUCUUGAGCCAGUUUACCUCGAGUCCGCCGCUUUCUUUGUUGACAUCACUGCAAACAUCUCUAACGCCAUUGUGUUUGCUCCAGAGCUCACAGCUGAGAACUUGUUGAGCGGUGGUUUGCUCGACUUGUACAACGCCAUUGUUGUUGCUGCUGAUGAGGACAACGUUUUCGACACCGAGGUUGUCUCUUCCCAAUACAUUUCCCCAGCCUUCUACUCCCAGAGAGUUGGCGACCGUUUCGUCUCUUCCGCUGUUACUCUUGGUAAGGUUACUCGUGGUGAGGCCCAAUGGUUUGUCACCGAUGCUUCAUUCCCAGACUUUGGUGGCAACUUCACUAUCACUGAGGACUCAACUGUUCCAGAAGUCCUCGUUGUCGAGACCGUUGGCUCUUCCUCUGCUGACUUGUUGGCUGCUUUGCAAACAACUCUCAUUGAUGGUAUUGUCUUGUCUGCUGGCUCCAUUGAUGACUACAGUGCAGCAUUCAUCGAGCAAGCUUCGAUCUUGGCUGAGUCCAUCCCAGUUGUCUUUGCUUCAAGCUCUGAGCUUGAUGUAUUGACCCCAGAAGACGUUCCAGUUGAAGCUGCUUUUGCUGCUGGUUUGUUGUCCCCAGUCAAGGCUAAGGUUUUGCUUCAAGCAGCUUUGGCUUCUGACUUGGAUAACGAAGCUAUCUCUGAGUUGUUCGCUGUCGCUUAUGGUGGUUAA